This is a messenger RNA of Suillus subalutaceus, 621 nucleotides long. RefSeq lists its product as uncharacterized. Lineage: Eukaryota; Fungi; Basidiomycota; Agaricomycetes; Boletales; Suillaceae. The record is from RefSeq and is a predicted model, not a curated record. The annotation marks the transcript as partial. The transcript is spliced from 2 exons.
CGUGGGAUCGUUAUCUCCUCAUGUGGUUCUACUGGGAGAGUUGCUAAGAGUGUUUCCCGUUUGAAACGUUUGGUUGAAAUGAAUAUCUUCGAUUUUGUCUUCUCCUUUGCCGGCGUAUCCACUGUGGAUGCACUUGUCGUCCCAGCACUAAGUCGCUUCGUCGAAAAUGUGUUCGUUUAUAACAUGGGCAUAUGGGCGGCGCUAGAACGAUCGUUCGGUGAAGACAGGCAUGCCUUGAACAGUUCCCCCGUCAUGUUAUCAUUUGCAGAAUUCCAGCCGUUCAAGAACGAUACCAGAAAACGUGUCGUCGAUACUCGCGUAUUGGCGUACUCUAACUUCAAGGACGCUAGGCCAUGGGGCCUUGACAUCUAUCGAUGUUCCAACAAACGUUGUGGUGCACAUGCUCACGACAUGAUUUUUCACGCCGAUGGAAAGCAGUUCUAUGGGAAGAAGUGGCUGAAGACACAGAUGAAGACGACAUGUAUGAAGUGCGGAGUGGUGAACAAGAAACUCGACACUCCCUCGUGGGUGUACUUGUGUGAUGCCGAAAACCUAGGGCGAGUAUGGUAUCGAUGGCCCCUUAACCUCACACAGCAGAUGGAUAUCGGGAUCACUCAUUGA